Messenger RNA from Quercus lobata, 513 nucleotides. RefSeq lists its product as uncharacterized. The coding region runs from base 1 to 513 and encodes 170 amino acids. The record is from RefSeq and is a predicted model, not a curated record. Lineage: Eukaryota; Viridiplantae; Streptophyta; Magnoliopsida; Fagales; Fagaceae. The transcript is spliced from 2 exons.
AUGACUGAAAAAGCGGGUGGAGCUCAACGUUCCCAAAAUCAAAUGGAUGGCUUUCGUAGAAUUGUAAAUCACUGUGGCUUUAAGGACCUAGGAUACUGUGGCCCAGAUUAUACUUGGUGUAACAUGAAGGAAGGGAGUAACAGGAUUUCGCUUCGCCUUGACAGAGCUUUUGCUACUAAUGAAUGGCUCGGACAUUUCAAGGACCACUGCAUUCUUGCCAUCACAGACUCUCCUCCUCCAUCCCGUAGAGGUAAACGUCGUUUCCAUUUCGAAGUUAUGUGGGUCAAAAGGGAGGAUUGUCAUGAUGUGAUUGAGGCUGCAUGGCACUCCGGUACUCUCUUUGUCACUCCUGAAGGGGUUGCUUCAAAUCUCCAAAAAUGUGCAAGUGCGUUGGCAAGCUGGAAUCAGAAUGUAGUAGGCAAUAUUCCAAAGAAAAUAGCCGAGAAAAGAAAAGCUCUUAACUCCAUUACAACUGUUGAUCAGCAAGGCAGCAGAGGGCCUGAAAUUAAUUAG